Ilyonectria robusta is the source of this 1041-nucleotide messenger RNA. RefSeq lists its product as uncharacterized. The transcript has 3 exons. Bases 1 to 1041 code for a protein of 346 amino acids. Gene Ontology annotation, biological process: sphingolipid biosynthetic process. Lineage: Eukaryota; Fungi; Ascomycota; Sordariomycetes; Hypocreales; Nectriaceae. Gene Ontology annotation, cellular component: endoplasmic reticulum membrane. Gene Ontology annotation, molecular function: 3-dehydrosphinganine reductase activity. The record is from RefSeq and is a predicted model, not a curated record.
AUGGAAUUGACGUGGCAGACCAGUUUGUCUCUUCUUGCUAUUGCACUUGCAACCCUCGUCUUUGGCUCUGUAAUCAUGGGUUUCUUCGGUGGUAACCAGAUGCCCGUUGACGGCAAGACCGUCCUGAUCACCGGUGCCUCGGAAGGCAUGGGCCUCAACGUUGCCCAGCAGCUCGCCGCCAAGGGCGCCAACAUCAUCCUCGUCUCCCGCAACGUCGGCAAGCUCGAGAGCGCCGUCACCGCCGUCAAGGCCGCCGCCAAGAACCCCAGUACCCAGCGCUUCCACUACAUCUCCGCCGACGUCUCCAAAGCCGACUAUGCCGGCCCCCUCAUCGCCGAAGCCAUCGCCUGGAACGGAGGCCGUUCCCCCGAUAUCGUAUGGUGCAUCGCUGGCGCCUCGUUCCCAGAGCUCUUUGUCGAUAUGGACAUGUCCUCACUGCGCCAUCAAAUGGACAUCAACUUCUAUGGUACCGCCGAAAUGUCACACGCCAUCCUCCGCGAGUGGCUCGCACCUGAAGCCCCCAUUGAGAAGCAACCGAAGCACCUUAUUAUGACAUCGAGCGUCGUCGCCUUUUAUUCCAUCCCUGGAUACGCUCCCUACGCCCCGGGCAAGUGGGCCAUCCGUGGCCUUGCCGAUACCAUUUCCCAGGAAGUCAUGAUGUACCCUCAGAAUGUCAAGGUCCAUGUCGUUUACCCGGGCACGAUCCUCUCUCCCGGCUAUAUCCAAGAGAACCUCACCAAGCCGGAAAUCACAAAUAUCAUCGAGGAGACUGACACUAAGCAGGAGCCUGAAGUUGUUGCCAGGAACGCCAUCAAGGGCCUCGAGAAUGGAGAUUACUUUGUCACUGUGGCCUUCCUCGGAACGUUGAUGAAGUGGGGUGUCAUGGGCGGUUCGUUCCGCAACAAUUGGGUGCUGGACUUCCUCGGUGCAUGGCUCGUCCAGAUCGUCUGGAUCUUCGUCCAGCCUGACAUCCAUGGCAAGAUCAGGAAGUUUGGCAAGAAGCACGGUCAUCCCAGUACAUACAAGAAACAGAGUGCUUGA